AUGGCUGCCACGGAGGAGAUCGUCUUGGCGAAACACAGCAUCCAGCUCCUGUUGCUGCCUAUGGCACAUUUGGAUGAAGAUGGACAGGAACGUUUCCUCCACCAAGGUCGCUGUCGGACACACUGCCCCCGGGGACUCUAUCCUGACAGGGGUCACUAUGCCUGCCUGCCCUGCAUAGCCAAUUGCGAACUGUGCACAGAUGGUAACAUAUGUGCCAAAUGUCGGGAACACUACAAACUCCAGAAUGGAGUCUGCCAACCAGCAUCCUGUGACAUAGGACAGAUGCAGGACCCUGAUACAGGAGAGUGCAUUGACUGUGAGAUGGGAUGCAAAACGUGUUCCACAGAGGACCCUGAGAUCUGCAACAGCUGUGUUGAAGGUUACUUUCUUUUCAGACACCAGUGUCGCAGGCAUUGCCCGCAGAGCACCUAUGAGGACUGGGGCAGGGCUGUGUGCCUGUCCUGUCCAGCACCAUGCACAGACUGCAGGAGUGACAAACACUGCCUUGCCUGCCAGCCUGGUUACUUCCUCAAUGGAGGUGAGUGUAUUAAACUGUGCCCACAGCAGACAUUCAGUGACUCCAGUGGGUGGCGCUGCCAGCCAUGCUACAGCUCAUGCCAGACAUGCCAUGGGCCUCAUUCAACAGACUGUGACCUCUGCCUUGGUGGGAACCCUCCUCUACAUGGGCAGUGCCCUCUGGUUAACUGCCCACUGGGACAGUACUAUGACGGGAAAUAUGGUGAAUGUCACACAUGUGAUGCAUCCUGUAAGACCUGCUUUGGGCCUCAAGGACUGGAUUGUUCUUCUUGUUUUAAAGGAUAUUUCCUGGACCAGGACAGUUCUUGUGUAGUGCAGUGUCCAUCCGGCUCCUAUGCAAACUCUGCCACUCAGUUGUGUGAGAACUGUUCGCCAAACUGUGAGGCCUGCGUGGACACCAGUGAUAACUGCAUCAGCUGUUCCAAAAGCAGCUAUGAACUUUUUCUCCACCAGGGGCGGUGCUGGUCAAAUUGCCCAGAAGGUUUCUUUGAGACAAUAGAGGGGUCAUGUGAAGCCUGUGAUAGCUCCUGUCUGACAUGUGAUGGGAUGAAGUCCCAGUGUCUAUCCUGUGCUGAUGGCCACUAUCUAGAGAGUGGUACAUGUAGACUCAACUGUUCACUGCGGACAUACCCUGCAGAUGAUGGUACCUGCAGACGCUGCCCCCUCCACUGUGAUGUUUGCUCAGACGAAAGAACCUGUUUCAAAUGCAGUUUCCUCUACCUGAUGCUGAACGGUGUGUGUAAGGCUAGUUGUCCCAUGGGCUAUUAUGAGGACAUGGAGGAGGGCCGCUGUGGUCAGUGCCACCCUACCUGUGUCAGCUGUUCAGGGCCCCUGGCAGAUGACUGUGAAACCUGCUCGACAUUUAGCCCUAAACUCUAUAAGGGUACAUGCUCCAAAGACUGCCCUACCGGUACCUACUAUGAAACUGAAGCUACGGAGUGUCAAGAAUGCCACCAAACAUGUAUGAGCUGCUCUGGGCCAGAUGCAAACCAGUGCACGCAGUGCGAGAAGGGACUCGUGCUGGAUCCAAACACACUGCUGUGUGGUGUGACAGGCGACACAGACUGCCCACCAAGGACCUACCUACACGACGACCAGUUCACCUGCAUGGGUUGCCACCGGCACUGUUACUCCUGCGAGGGGCCGGGAAGCGAUGAAUGCCAGACCUGUGCCUUGCCCAAAUAUCUUCACAACAGCACUUGUGUGAGUGAGUGUCCGGCUGGUACAUACAACACAAGGCAGGGGGCUGACGGAACAGAGCUGGGAUUCUGUUUGCUUUGUGACCACGCCUGUGCCACCUGCACAGGAGCAUCGCCUAGAGACUGCCUCACUUGUUCUCCUGGACAUCUGCGCCUCCUUCAGCUCUGCGUCACGCAUUGUCCUAAAGGUUAUUACAGAGAGGGCUCCCACUGUGAGAAAUGUGACCAGUCCUGUGAGCUGUGUACAGGACCAGGACCUGAGUCCUGCAGGGCCUGUUCGCCUCCUCUUCUGGAGCUGCAAGGCACAAAGCUGUGUGUUGAGCGCUGCCCACACCGCUUCUAUCAACUCAAUGGCAUCUGCAAACAGUGUCACACCAGUUGUCAGACCUGCACAGAUUCCUCGCCUCAGGGCUGUGUGAUGUGUGACUGGGGAAGCACUCUAAAGGAUAGAGUCUGCUAUCCGCGUUGUGAGGAGGGGCAAUACUUUUCAGUUGAGGAAACCUGUGAGCCAUGUGACAGCUCGUGUAGGCAUUGCACCGGCCCCAGACCCAACCAGUGUCUGACCUGUCACCGGGAUUCUGCUCUCCAUGCUGUGGAGAACCGGUGUGCCCGCUGCUGUCAGGCUGGAGGGAAUGACACAGAUUGCUGUGUUUGUGAUAACCGCUCAGCUCUGUGUGUGGAGGCCCCCCAACACAAGUCAGAAGGCGAUCAGGUAGCAGACCUGAAUAUGUCAUCUACAGCACUGAAGCACACCUCUGCUGCCUUACCUAUUGUCCUGCUGCUUGCACUGGGAUUGGCUCUGGCUGUGUUUGCCUUGGUCAAGGCCCACGCCAGGAAGAGGCUUUGCUGGAGCCAGAGCUAUGAGAGACUGAGUGGCAGCGCCAGCAUCAGCAUGCCUCACGGUGUGCCUGAGCCGGACAGUGGAGACGAGGUGGAUGUGGUGUACACCAGCAGAGGCGGAUCGGUGUAUCGCCGCUACAGUUUUAUCCAUGAGCAGGACGCAGAUGCAGACCAGGAUGUGGAUGAGAGUACAUGUCUCAAUCAAUCUUAGAUUCAUACAGACAAGCGCUUUCAGUAACUGAGGAAUGUAUCAUGGAUGCUCCCGAAAUCCAGACUCACAGAUGAAUUCCAAAUAGUGUUUAGAUGAGAAUCUAGUGGGGUUUUUUCCUUUAGUUCUUAUUCCUUUUCGUCCGUGCUAUUACUUCUACAAAGUGCCUGUAUCUGUAUAAUGCACAUUCUUAGAUGAGCCAUUUGAGAAUAAACAGUGAAAAAAUACAUAUAUAUGUGUAUAUGUAUGUAUAUUCCAUAUUCUUUUUUU
Molecule: messenger RNA, 3054 nt
Organism: Chelmon rostratus (copperband butterflyfish)
Lineage: Eukaryota; Metazoa; Chordata; Actinopteri; Chaetodontiformes; Chaetodontidae
Product: proprotein convertase subtilisin/kexin type 5
Exons: 16
Coding region: 1-2787 (928 amino acids)
Molecular function (GO): protein binding
Source: RefSeq, a predicted model, not a curated record